This is a messenger RNA of Dentiscutata erythropus, 3234 nucleotides long. The record is from the annotation of a GenBank genome assembly. NCBI's taxonomy places the organism in Eukaryota, Fungi, Glomeromycota, Glomeromycetes, Diversisporales, Gigasporaceae.
AUGUAUCGCUCAUUUUCAAAAGCAAACCUUUUUAAAUUUGCUAUUGUACCAGAAAAAAAUUUUGGUCCAAUUGCUCCAAUAGCUAUAAAGAUUCGGCAUUAUACACAAGGCUCGCGUAUCGUUGUGAAGAAUCCAGUAGUAGAUAUAGAUGGAGACGAAAUGACUCGAAUAAUUUGGGGCAAGAUCAAGGAUAAUUUGAUUUUCCCAUAUGUCCAAGUUGAAACCAAAUAUUAUGAUUUAGGAAUUGAAAACCGCGACGCUACUAAUGAUCAAGUGACCGUAGAGGCUGCUGAGGCUAUCAAGAAAUAUAAUGUAGGUAUAAAGUGCGCAACAAUCACACCAGAUGAACAAAGAGUUAAAGAAUUCAACCUUAAAAAAAUGUGGAAAUCUCCAAAUGGGACAAUUCGUAAUAUAUUGAAUGGUGUCGUAUUUCGUGAACCAAUUCUAAUGGAGAAAGUUCCGCGCGUAGUUCCCAAUUGGACUAAACCCAUAGUUAUUGGAAGACAUGCAUUUGGAGACCAGUAUAAAGCCACAGAAAUUAGAGUCGACCGCCCUGGUAAACUUAAAUUACUUUUUGAACCUGACGAUGGUUCCAACCAACAGAGUGAAUUAGUAUAUGAGUUCACGUCUCCUGGAGUUUCUAUGGCUAUGUAUAACACAGAUGAGUCUAUCACAGGUUUUGCUCAUGCCAGUUUUCAAAUGGCUUUAAAGCUAGAAAUGCCUUUGUAUUUAAGUACCAAAAAUACUAUUUUGAAAAAGUAUGAUGGAAGAUUCAAAGAUAUUUUUCAUGAAAUAUAUGAAAAAGAUUAUAAAGAUAAAUAUGAAGCAAAGAAAAUAUGGUAUGAGCAUAGACUCAUAGAUGAUAUGGUCGCUCAAGCUCUUAAAUCAAGUGGUGGAUUUGUAUGGGCAACCAAAAAUUAUGAUGGGGAUGUACAGUCCGAUAUUUUAGCUCAAGGAUUUGGGUCGCUAGGUUUAAUGACCAGCGUGCUAGUUACACCUGAUGGCAAAACUAUGGAAGCCGAGGCUGCUCAUGGUACGGUAACAAGGCAUUUUCGCCAAUAUCAACAAGGCAACGAAACUUCUACAAAUCCAAUUGCGUCGAUAUUUGCCUGGACACGUGGUCUAGCACAGAGGGCAAGAUUGGAUGAUAAUCAAGGAUUAUUAAAAUUUACACAAGAUCUGGAGAAGGCGUGCACUGAAACGGUAGAUGUUGAGGGUAAAAUGACAAAAGAUCUCGCAUUAGCGCUCCAUGGCAGCAAUCUCAAGCGUGAACACUACGUCACAACUGAUGAGUUUCUGGAUCAUAUUUCAAACAAUUUGAAGCACAUCAUUUCUUUGAAAGAAAUGCUUGGUUUUUCGUCUUCUGUUUUAAAACCAUUACACCUUACAUCACGUGUAAGGAACGCCUCAUCUAACAUGAGUCGUGGUUUUUCCUCACGCACAAUACCUUCAUUCCUUAAUUCUCCGAGUGUCUUGAGUGUCUUAAAACAAACGAAUAAAACAACUUUAUCACAACGGAAUAAGUUUUUUAUUUCAACUUCAACACUUAAACAUGGUAUUGGCAAUUCUAGCACGAGGCCUACUGCAGAAAAGUGUAAAAGCGUUAAAUCGUUGGUAGAAAACGGUAGAGUUUAUCAAAGAACAUCAAAUGUCGAUAUUCCAAAAGUUCGUCCCAAUAUGGCGUUAGUCCGAUAUUUACCUACAGCCACUGCUCGAGUUAAUGUUACAUCACCCGCCUUGACCACUGAGGUGCAAUCUUUACCAGAAGAAGAAACACAAAGAAUAAAUGAAAUUAAAAAUGCAAAACUCAUAUUUAAUCAGGCUUGGAAAAAUAUUGAAGACGAAUUUGGUCGAGAAAAUCUUUGUCUUCCGAGAGAGAUUAUCUGGUUAAUGGGUGCACCUGGUAGCGGUAAAGGGACGCACACAGAUCUGAUUUUAAAAGCGCGUGGCAUUACCAAUCCUUCCAUCUGCAUGUCGGCACUUUUAACUACACCAGAUUGUCAAGAUCUAAUAAAUAAGGGCAAAAUGAUUAGUGAUGGAAAGGUUCUUGAGAAUUUGUUACGUGCACUUCUUAACUGUGAUCCGAUAGUGGGUAGCCUUGUGGAUGGAUUCCCUCGUACAGAUAUUCAGGUGGAAUGUCUGAAACUUCUUUAUGACAAGAUGCAUGAAUUGCGUCGAGAAUUCUGGGGAACACCAUUGAAAGAUAAAUUCCCUCGUCCAACGUUUCGUAUCUGUGUGUUAUAUGUUGACGAAGAAGUUUCUGUCGUUCGCCAAUUGCAACGAGGGCGACAAAUCAGAGAGCAUAAUGAAACAGUUCGACGAACGGGACAGGGGGAAUUAGUGGAAGAACGAGUUACGGAUUAUGAUGAAAUGUUGAUUAGAGCACGUUAUCAAAUAUUCCGAGAACAUUUUGGAGCUUUGAUGAAGCUUGGAAAACUUUUCCCUUUCCACUUAAUCAAUGCUGUUGGAUCGAUUGAAGAGGUUAUGAAAUUGAUUCUAAAAGAAUUUGAGUAUCAAAGUUCUCUCGAACUUGAUCACACGACAUACGAUUCAAUCGCACAUAUCCCACUCUCAACAAAAAUCGGUAUUCAUGCUCGACAAGAUUUAAUUAGUCGACUUGAGCAUUAUCAAGAUACUGAGCCAGAACUUUUUAUAAAAGCAAUCGAGUUUGUGGACAGUAAUGUUAUCCCAGUGGUUCAACGUCAUGCUAUCAGCGGACAGGCUCUUAUUCGAACGACUUCCCAGCAACUUGAAAACCAACAUCUUGUUGACAUGAUCAUGGACGUUCUUUCAGAGCGAGGAUACCACGUAAUGUUUGAUGACCGAGUUCGAGAGACACCUGUUAAGAUUAAUCCUGAUACAUGGGAAAUUAUUCUUGAAAAUAUCUUAAGAUCUGAAUCAUCCAACCUUUCCACGUCCCUCUAUGAUAAUUUUAUCGAUUUAACAACUGAUUCAAUUGAAAGUGCAAAUUCGACAAUUACCUCCUCAGAAAUUACAGAUUUAGCAAUUUCAACUAAUAUUACAAGCUCAUCGAUUAUUACAAAUGAAAAUCUUUCUGAUAAUGAGAUUCCAGAAAUUGAAAUUAUUCAAUAUAAUACUGGUGAAGGUGGUGGAAAAAAACUUGUCGAAUGUGAAUUUUUAGGAUGCAAAGUAUACAAAUCAGUUAGAAUUUGUACUGGAGCAAAGAUAUGCGAAUUUGCAUCAGAUGAAUUAAGAAAUGCAACACAUACUGAA